This is a messenger RNA of Odontomachus brunneus, 4066 nucleotides long. RefSeq lists its product as uncharacterized. The record is from RefSeq and is a predicted model, not a curated record. Gene Ontology annotation, biological process: microtubule anchoring. The coding region runs from base 257 to 4036 and encodes 1259 amino acids. The transcript has 8 exons. NCBI's taxonomy places the organism in Eukaryota, Metazoa, Arthropoda, Insecta, Hymenoptera, Formicidae. Gene Ontology annotation, cellular component: centrosome.
GCGUGAGUAAUUGAUUUUUCGGAACUCCCAUAUCGUAUAAUUGGACUGAGUUUCUCAAAGUUAAACGUUCGCGCGAUCUUACCGACUAUUUUUCGAAUCGAUGGUAAGCGCGAUGACCUCACGGGACGAAAAUCUCUAGGUCACGGGCGGGAAAGUCCCUAUAUGGUGUCGCAUCCGCGAAAAGAAGACACGCGAUGGAAAGCGUAAAUAUUUACAUCUCUUGAGUGUACGCUGGCGCAUUUUUUUAUUUGUAAUCAUGAUAGACGGGAACAUCUCAAUGGAGGAGGACACGGAACUACGGGACCUGGUGGUGCAAACUCUGGAGAACAACGGCGUCCUCGCUAAAGUACGGGCGGAACUCAGGGCGAGCGUGUUCCUGGCUCUCGAGGAACAGGAUUCGGUAAUGAAUCCUGAGCCACUUCUCAACAAAACUGUCAAGCAGUACCUGUCCAAUUCAGAAGGGAAAUUAUUGUUUUGCUUGGUUAGAGAGUUCCUAGAAUACUUUGGUCUCGACUGUACUAUAUCUGUAUAUGAUCCUGAGACAUACUUUGGGAAAGAAUACAAUUAUGUAGGAAGAAAUAAGUUGUGUGAGGAAUUAGGUAUUGAUUCAACCGAGCCAUUACUUGGUGAGAUUCUCAAGAACAGCAUCAAUGGUGCCUUUAAUAGUACACAAAAGAGUAACAAAAGUAGUAACAGACACGAUGAGACCGAUGAAACCUCGACGAACUUUGUGAACACGACAUUUGAGGUAUCCGUGCCCAAGAUAAUACACAAUGAAUCCGUAUCGUCAUCCAACGACAAUGACUCUUCCGAGAAGCUGGAGAGCGUCUCCGAGCAGAGCCCGAAAGUUCCAAUAAACGUGACAAUAACGGACAAGAAAUGCAAAGAUCCAGCGACCAGCGACGUUGUGACGAACAUGUCGGAUUGUGAUAAGCAACAGUCCGCUCUCAGGGAGAACGCAACGGACAAUGACGGAAUUGAAAGUAAUAGGAACAAUAAUGUGAAUUUUGAUAAAACUUCUACAUGUACGACGACGACGACGAAUGUCGCGGCGCGAGAGAACGACACUACAGUCACUACGUCCAAUCAAACGAGUCCGUUAAACAAAUCCGAGUCCCUAAUUAAGUUCGACGAUUCUAUAGUAAUCGACACGCAAACAAAUCAAAAGAAAGAUAUAACUAAGCAAAACAGUAUAAAUAGUUUGGAGCUAAGCCUAGGCAAUAAUGUACACACGCAACAUAAGAAGCCGGUCAAUGCAGGAGGUAACUUCGGGAAGACUAUAUUUUUCGACGAGAUCAUUGUCGACGGUGAGCGGAAGAAUGUUAGUACAAUGCAUAAGGCCGAGUCUUUUUUAGAAGAUCUGCCGGCCAUCAAUCAGAAGGCUGGUUCUAUAUUCGGCGAUUUACCGCCAUUGAACGGCAAAAAAGCCAACAUCAACGAUCUGAAGGAGUUGAUGGAUAUCGGGCUUGCUACAGACGGCAUAGAUAAUUACGAAGAAGACUUCGUGUCAUCUGCGUCAGGUAGCGCGAAUGAGCAGAGUCCUUCCAAGGAGCCGGACAAGAUAGACAGCUCCCCGAACCCACGAACGAAGAAGGAGGAGAAAACUCAAAGUGCCCGUACCGAGGAUCUGAGCGAAGAGAUCGAGGAGAUGGACGAAAUCUUGAGUAGUACCUCCUGUAAAUCUCGAAACUUGGAGUAUCGGAUUGACGAUUGGGAGAGGCAACAAUUUUUCGUGGCCGUGCAACAAAUGGAGUUAGACGAUGGUGCUCAAAAUUCGAACAACGCGGAGCCCUCGCUGCUGCGUACGAAAGGCAAGGUAAAAACAUCCGCAUGCCUGAAGAAAAACUCCACGUUCGGCCAAGCAGAUACGAAUAAAUGCGGCAAUGACGACACAUGUGUCAAUGAACGUUGUGAACAUUCUUUGAAUAUUCCACCGAAAGUGUCUCAAUCAUCUUGCAGGCGAGUCUCACAAAACGGUCUUACAGAAUACGAAUUCGACAUAGAUAUCGUUCAAGCGAUCGUUUACCUGAAAUCAAUCACCGUCUCUCAGUUGUCGACCAAACGACUGCAACAAAUAUACAACAGCCAAUGGAGCACACAAGAUAAUCAUACCGAAAAUGAAGGUAGGAAUGAACAACAAAGUACGAAACACUUAAAAUGUUUAAACAUUGAGAAGCCAUCGACAUCCAAAGUGAUCGACACUCAGGACAUAUUGAUGUUAACUCCACGAAAUGUAACCGAUCUUCCGUGCAAUUCUCCGCCUGGAGGUUUGAUUAGAUCACUCUCCACCUCGAAAGAAGCAGAAAUCGACGUUCUAAGCUUCGGCUCGAUGAACAACAUAAACAAAUCGCCUGUUUCUUCGGUGCAAAACAAAUGGGAUAGUUAUAUCAUGGAAUCCGAUUCUGGAAUUCUAGCAAUGGACAAAAAGUUGUCAUUCAAUUCAAAUUUCGAUGCAAAUGAGACUUUUGACAGCUUGGCCGAGUUUCAAAUGUACAACUUUAAACUCGAUAAAAUUACCGAGUAUUUGACCCCGCCUACGUGGGACUAUGCCGAAAGAGCGAACGAAGAAGUUACGAGAAACAUGGUUGAUACUGCAAAUGUUCCCGGCAACGACUUCGCAGAUCCCCUUUUCCCCUGGAAGGCAUCUUGCACGCAAACUACUGAUCAAAACGAGCAACAUAAACUUACCUCGUCGACACCAAAGCAAUCUGAUGAAACGAAUAAUUUCUUUCAGUUGCGUUCUUUUUUCGACGAAGCUUUCAUAACACCUAACGUGAUAACCCAACCGACGCCGCACAGUAUAUCUUCGCCAACAUUCAACUACAGUUCCAAGAAUUUGAAUAUAACUCCUCUAGACAAUCUAUCUCUAGGCAGUAUCGACUCGAAACUAAAUAAGCUGCAAGAUUUCGACAAUUUCCAAACUGGAAAUCACUCACGAUCGCGUACGGAUGUUUACAAUAAUGAUAGGAGCUCAUUCAAGAUUAAAUUUGACGAUCUCAACAAAUCUAAUACGCCAGUGAGUAAUGUACGUAAUUCGCGGUGCGAUAGCGCGUACGGCACUGAAAUACAUCAUUGCCAUGUUGAUGAAACGACGAAGCCUGCUGCCAAUAAGGGCGUAUCGCAUAACAAUACUAGACAUUGUUAUAACUUGCGAUCAUCCAAGAAGAAGGAAACAGCUAUGAAUUCAAUCGAAGUAAUGUGUAAUAGAAUGGAAACACUCUGUAUUAAGUAUAAAGAGCAACCUUCUGUAAAGAAACGUAGUUGUCUGCGCAAGUGGUUGGACUUCAACCAAGAUUACGUUAUGGAAUAUAUUAUUCUCGAAUCGGUCAGAGUAAUUCUCACGACUGUCAGCGACGAGAAAAUGGCAGAAGAAUACGCGACAUAUAGACGUUGGAAGAAUAAUCUGAUAGGAAAAGCCGUGAACGCAGUAUUGAAUAUGUCUGAUGCUCUUAGAUUAGAAGGAAAGCCCGACAUAUGUAGGAAACCGAUCAUAACGAUGGUGACUGAAACUCUGGAUAAGAUCGCAACAUGUAUGCGAUCGAACAAGGCAUAUCUAUCUCAGGUAUAUCGCGUACAGAUAAUCCUGGAGCUGUGCAACUCUGUGUCAGUAUGCGUCGCAACAAUCGAUCAUUUGAUAGCGAGGUUGAAGUCGUUUUGGUCCAUGCUAAGCCAGGAAACGGAGAUUCGGCGGGACAUACGUGGCACAGUUAAUCAGCUGCAUUUCGUGUUUUACGCGUUGAAUAUCGCUUUGCGAAAGUAUCGCGCGAUCGUACCAAACGAUGGAAAAGCCGCCGAAAUCUCGAUUUCUCAAGUCGCGGAUCUUUGGAAGACGCGCUACAUCGACGAAAAACUCCGACACGCGAAAUUGAAUGUGAACGACGUGGAGGAGCGAUGGCGUAUCGUAUUGGAAGACUUGACAGUAGCGUCUACGGAAGACUUUAUACAAUUUGCUGCCAAGGAAUUGCUGUCCUCAAUUCACGUGUUGAACUCGCAAUUUCGAGCGAAACGCGACACUUUUAGCGCACAAAUCAUUUAGUUAAAAAUAUAUACGUAGUUUUUUUUAUCA